This is a messenger RNA of Westerdykella ornata, 741 nucleotides long. RefSeq lists its product as uncharacterized. Lineage: Eukaryota; Fungi; Ascomycota; Dothideomycetes; Pleosporales; Sporormiaceae. The transcript has 2 exons. The record is from RefSeq and is a predicted model, not a curated record. Bases 91 to 678 code for a protein of 195 amino acids.
UGUCAUCCCGUUCCAGGCGUAUAGCGGGACAGGGGGCGAGAAAAGUCCGAAGGUAGUCCUGUCCGGUCAUGGCCUGCGAUCCUUAUUCCUAUGCGGAUGCUUGCGUUGCAUCACCAGCGUCAUCUCAGCAGAGGUCUGGGGUCUGGCGACAACGAUUUUUCGGCAGCGAUCCCUCAUCAACCCGGCCGAAGUCCCACCACGACGCCUGGUUUGUUUGGGAAUGAAAGGAAACGGAGAUCACGGCUAAGUCUGGAGUUGGAUUGGCAUGUCAAAGCAGUUAGGUGUUGGACCGCUCGAAUAAAGUCUUUGAUAUACCGUUGCGCGGUCGGUGCCGUUGGAUAUCAAGGGCCGUCAGGAAUAUUGGCCACUGGACAGCGUGUUCCGCUGUACUUGAUUAAACGUUUACGAGGACCGAUGAGAACGGGCGGUACGGGUUCCACAGUACUACGACCGACCGGAGAGGUGGCGUGGGAAGACGAGGUGGUCCAUCUUAUCAAUGAAAGCAAGAGAGAAUGGCAAGAGCAAGCCUCUACCGGACGCUUGCAUGAACGAGCUCCUAGUCAGGCUUCUUGUUUUAAGUUUUCUUGGGGUGCGGGACCGCUGCUUCGAUUGUUGACCAGGCGGGUGCCAUCAUCCCGUUCGGGAUAUGGUAUUGUAAGAGCUAGCUGUGGUAUUUGAGGUCCUUUGGAUUGUGCCCCCUGGAUGUCUCUUCUCCGGACCUGGAGUUCGCUGGACUUGGAU